Rhododendron vialii is the source of this 1682-nucleotide messenger RNA. RefSeq lists its product as uncharacterized. Gene Ontology annotation, biological process: transmembrane transport. The record is from RefSeq and is a predicted model, not a curated record. Lineage: Eukaryota; Viridiplantae; Streptophyta; Magnoliopsida; Ericales; Ericaceae. The transcript has 7 exons. The coding region runs from base 208 to 1212 and encodes 334 amino acids.
UCACAAUCAACACAUCCAUCACAACCGCCAAUUCCCAUCAAUCAUCAGCAUCGCCAAAUCUAACGGUCUUAAACUCACACUCACCCCUCACGCCGCACGUUGUCCGUUUCUCGUUACGUCGCCGUUUCGUCUCGGCUGUUUCUUCUCCGUCCACAGCACGCACAGAGACAGAGAGAGAGAGCGAGAGAGAGAAUAGAGAGGGAGUAUAUGCAGACGGAGGCUAGGGUACGGGAGAUGGCUCUCAAUUCGGGCCAUGGAGGCGUCGUCGUGGUGGCGCAGCAGAAGAGGUCGUUGCAGCAAUCGCAAAUCGGAACAGUUUCGCAGCUCCUCGCCGGAGGCGUCGCCGGCGCCGUCAGCAAGACCUGCACGGCGCCGCUCGCUCGCCUCACUAUCCUUUUCCAGGUGCAAGGCAUGCACUCUGAUGUCGUCAUGCUGAGAAAGGCUAGCAUUUUGCACGAGGCUUCACGCAUUGUUAGGGAAGAAGGAUUUAGGGCCUUCUGGAAAGGAAAUCUUGUUACAAUUGCUCAUCGUCUGCCUUACUCUUCUAUCAGCUUUUAUGCAUUUGAACGCUACAAGAAUCUGUUACAAAACGUUUUGGUGAUUGAAAAUCAAAGAGAAAAUGUUGGCGUAGACGUUUUCAUACGCCUUGUAGGUGGUGGUUUGGCUGGGGUUACUGCUGCAUCCGUUACAUACCCAUUGGAUCUUGUAAGGACACGUCUUGCAGCACAGACAAAUGUCACCUACUAUAGAGGUAUAUGGCAUGCUCUACGCACUAUAACAAGGGAAGAAAGUGCCUCUGGCCUCUACAAGGGACUUGGGGCAACAUUAUUGGGUGUCGGGCCUAAUUUAGCAAUCAGCUUUUCGGUUUAUGACAGCUUGAGAUCUUAUUGGAAAUCACAGAGGCCUGAUGACUCCACUAUCCUUGUCAGCCUUGCCUGUGGCAGCGUUUCAGGCAUAGCAUCGUCAACAGCAACAUUCCCGCUGGACCUCGUGAGGCGGAGGAUGCAGUUGGAAGGAGCAGGAGGCCGGGCUCGCAUAUACACCACUGGCCUUUUCGGUACAUUUGGGUAUAUUAUCAGGGCUGAAGGCCUUCGCGGAUUGUAUAGAGGGAUUUUGCCUGAAUACUUCAAGGUGGUGCCAAGUAUUGGUAUAGUUUUCAUGACUUACGAGAAAAUGAAGCAGCUUUUGUCAGAUAUUCCCGCCAAUGGCUAGUAUCCGCCACGCCUUUGAAGAUCAACAUUUUGGCUGACAAUUGGUGGAAUCUGUUUUUAACUAAGUUACACCUUUGAAGAUCGUUCUUGGCGGUCUCUUGGUGGGAUCUGUUUUUAACCAGCUAGUUGAAAGAUAAACUUAUUACAUUCCGUUUUUGGCUAUGGCAUGGUGGUUACUGGUUAGUCUUUGUGACUGCUGCUGGAAACCCUAUUUUUCCAUGUAUAGAUAUGGCACAAAAGGAGGAACACCGUGACUCGCAUCGCAAAUGUAUUGAAAAACAUUGGUCAUCACAUGCUUGUGUUGACAUUAACAGCUUUGAUUAUACUUUUGUCUUCUUUGUGUUUCGGUUUGCGACUAGAGUUUCUUGCUGACUUUUAGGUCUCCGUUUGGAUCUUGAAUUCAUGAACGUGUUUUUGAAGGAAAAGAAAUGAAGUCUCCGGCCAGUGCCUAUAAUUGAUUUGUAACUGAAA